CCUGCUGUAAACGGAUCUCUGAAAGAAAUUCAAGCUAUUUCUGCUCGAGGAAAUAAAGAUAGCUUACAGCAAAUACUCAAUUCAAAAUACAUAAGCCACCUAGAUUUUCGACUUUUCAAGGAAGUAAGAUGCUUGAAUGCUUUAGAUUCACUUCUUUACAACUCUUCCCUCACACAUAUUUUAUGGGGAAAUGGACCUCUUCCCGUUUACCUUCCAAUUGGACUUAAGCACUUGUAUGUGUACCCGGAGUAUUGCAAUGAUUUAAGAAAGCCAAUUGCUGUAAAAAAUAUCAGCCUGAUGCCUCAUUUAAUUUCCCUUUCUGCUCCCCUCUGUGUAUUUCUUCAGAAUGAAAAAAAUGUAUCAAAAAAUUAUGGAAAAUUUGUUAAAAAUUUCACUGCGCCAGCAGAAAAGAGGAAUGACACUAAUCUGGCAACAACUUACAAAUCAAAUGAUCACAGAAUAACUGAUAAAAAUGAAGACCAAGGUCUGGAAAGACAUCACUUUCAAACUUCAGUAAUUAAGCCACAAGAUUCUAGUCUUCUAGCACAAUUUGCAUUACGCACUCCAAAUUUAAAGACACUGGAAAUCAAAGAUUGUAUAAGAUUAUGUAACCAAAUGACAUCAUUGGAAGACCUAGGAUCAUUGCGGUACAUUAGUUAUUGGACAAAACUUGAAUGUCUUUUCUUGGCAAGUUUACCAGCAGAACUUUCCAGCUCUCUUAUCCAAAUUGGUCUUUGUUGCCCCAAACUUCAAAGACUUGGAUUGCAUUUCAUUGGUCCCAACUCUCACUUGGAUCAUUGUAUAAUCAGGGAUGUUGUUGACAUGGUAACAACUCUAACUCAGUUGAAAGAUUUCAGGUUUUGUUCGCGCAGUUUAGUUCUCUGGGCCCAAAUAGAUGGACAGGCUAAAAUCUUUAAAGAAAACUUCCCUAAAAUACAUUAUGAAGAAAUGAUAAAUCCUGCCCAAAUAAAAAUUGUACCACCUGUGGAAGAG
Messenger RNA from Gryllus bimaculatus (two-spotted cricket), 993 nucleotides. Lineage: Eukaryota; Metazoa; Arthropoda; Insecta; Orthoptera; Gryllidae. The record is from the annotation of a GenBank genome assembly.